Molecule: messenger RNA, 1556 nt
Organism: Durotheca rogersii
Lineage: Eukaryota; Fungi; Ascomycota; Sordariomycetes; Xylariales; Xylariaceae
Product: ATPase, V1/A1 complex, subunit E
Exons: 3
Coding region: 326-1018 (230 amino acids)
Biological process (GO): proton transmembrane transport
Cellular component (GO): proton-transporting two-sector ATPase complex, catalytic domain
Molecular function (GO): proton-transporting ATPase activity, rotational mechanism
Source: RefSeq, a predicted model, not a curated record
ACUAAAUAGCCCGUCCAGCCGAUUAUGUAACGCAUUCCGCCAGCCCGUCCCUCGUACCUCAAUCUCAUGUGCCAAAACAACCCAUCCUAGCAUAUCACAUUGAGGCUUCAUUUGCUGCCGGAAAAAGAGCUGCCCGCCUCCCCAGCCUUCAGCUACACCACCACUGCAUCUCUUUAGCCUCCGCUCUGCUUCUACCAACCCCCCCAUCCACCAUCCAUUGACUGCACCACCGACUGAGAGCACCCCGUCCUAUCGGCCUCCUUUACCCCCCUCAGUCGCCCUUCGCCCUUAUCCCGAGCUCCGAAUACCCUCAUAUUCUCCCAAGAUGUCGCAAGUCCACGCCUUGUCCGAUGACCAGGUCGAGCAAGAGCUCCGCAAGAUGACCGCGUUCAUCAAGCAGGAGGCCCUAGAGAAAGCGCACGAGAUCGAGAUCAAGGCGAACGAGGAAUUCAGCAUAGAAAAGUCGAGGCUCGUGCGCGAGGAGACCGACUCGAUCGACGCCGCCCACGCCAAGAAGCUGAAGCAGGCCAGCAUGUCCCAGCAGAUCACCCGCUCCACCGUCGCCAACAAGACCCGCCUCAAGGUCCUCGCCGCCCGCCAGCAGCUGCUCGACGACAUCUUCGCCGCCGCCGCCGCCCGCCUCUCCGACGGCACCGCCGACCCCGCCCGCUACCGCGUCACCCUCAAGAACCUCCUCCUCGAGGGCCUCUACGCCCUCGAGGAGCCCGAAAUCCAGGCCCGCGUCCGCAAGGCCGACUACGACAUCCUCCGCCCCGCCAUCACCGACGCUGAAAAGGAGUACAAGAGCAACACCGGCUUCGACACCAAGGUCACCAUUGACGAGGCGAAUCCGCUCCCAGAGGGCAGCUCCGGAGGCGUCGUCAUCGUCGGCGGCCAGGGCAAGAUCGAGAUCAACAACACCUUCGACGAGCGGCUGCUGCUGCUGCAGUCGAGCAGCCUGCCCGCCGUGCGGCGGACGCUGUUCGGCGAGAAUCCGAACCGCAAAUUCUACGACUAAGGGGGGGGGGGGGCCCGAACUCGGCCGGGCUAGGCGGCUGGCUUGUUCGACACGAUCCGCGGGCGGACGAAUUCCUCACCGUCGCGGCCACACCCCCUCCCGCGCCCAACCUCGCCGGCUGCACGCGCACUCGACGGCCCGUAUUCAGCGCGGGGUGGCUGGGCUGCGGAACCCGGAUAAGUCGAGCAAACCAGGGUCGGACGUCUGUCUGCGAGAAGGAGGGGAAGGCCUUAGCGAAGAGGGGGGCGGGGGGGGUGACGAACGGGAGAAGCAAGGAGAGAGAUAUUAGGAGCGUCGCACACAUGCGCAGACACAUUACACACGUACAUACAUACACACAGACAGGUACUACCUCACCCCUCCUCCAUCUAGAUAGGGGAAUCCGGGGGCGGGGAGGGUGAUAGAAAGGAGACGAAGGGGUUCUUGAUCUCGUAGCCGCUGCUCGCACCGGGAGGCAGUAAAUCGGGGCCGGGUAGACGCGGCAUGCUACGUGCGUACUCGGUCCGCUUAGCCCGCCUGCCUCGCUGUCUACCUCACC